AUGACGAUACUGCAAAUACUCGGACUGAAAGAAGCCGAACGGCAUCGAGUUGCUGACGAAAAACUGUUGGCAUCACUCGGCUACAAGCAGGAGUUCAAAAGGGCUUUUACGCCUUUAGAGACAUUUGGCAUCGCGCUGAGUAUCAUUGGCGGUUUAUCAAGUCUCUCAUCAGUGUUGAUAUAUGCUGUACCCUACGGUGGACCAGUGUCCAUGGUAUGGUCUUGGGCGAUCUGCAGUUUCUUCAUCAUGGCGAUCGCUCUUGCGUUGGCGGAGCUUGGAAGCGGAGCGCCUACAUCUGGUGGAUUGUACUUCUGGACUUACUCCUUCUCCUCUCCGAGAUGGCGCACAGUUUUGUGCUGGAUCGUCGGAUACACCAACUCGAUCGCCAACAUCGCCGGUGUCGCAUCAGCGGAUUGGGGUUGCGCAGUGAUGAUUAUGGCUGGAGCGUCCAUCGGUUCAGGAGGGACCUUUACAACUACUCUUGGUCAGACCUUUGCUGUCGUGGUGCUUAUUAUCCUUUCGCAGGCAGUAUUGGCAUGUCUCGCAACAGCUGUACUUGCUCGCUUACAGAGCGUCUACGUCUUGGUGAACUUGGCCUUGUCAAUCGCUGUCAUCAUCGCGCUCCCCGCAGCGACCCCUAGUGAACUACGCAACCCCGCCUCGUACGUCUUCGGCAACUUCACAAACCUAAGCAGCUGGUCCAACCCGGGCUUCGCCUAUAUGCUAGGCUGGCUUGCCCCUUCCUGGUCUGUAAGCGGCUUUGACGGGUGCGUACACAUCAGCGAGGAGGCAUCGAAUGCCGCGAUCGCUGUGCCGUGGGGGAUGGUCAGUGCUGUCUUCGCCUGCUGCACGCUGGGAUGGGCGAUCAAUGUCGCUAUGGCUUUCUGCAUGGGUACUGAUCUGGAGAGCAUCGUCAACAGCCCGAUCGGGCAGCCUAUGGCCACUAUCUUCAACAACAGCUUUGGGCAACGCAGCACCCUCGCAGUAUGGUCCUUCGUCAUCAUAGGCCAGUACAUGAUCGGCAGUAGCCAAAUAAUGUCUUCCUCCCGGCAGAUAUUCGCUUUCGCGCGGGACGGCGCGCUGCCUCUCUCCCCCUAUCUGGCGCGGAUGAACAGCCGCACCCAUGUGCCCGUGAACGCGGUACUGCUCUGUGCCGUGGGAGGGAUCGCCCUUUGUGCACUGGCAUUCGCAGGUGCGGCAGCAAUAGGUGCCAUAUUUGCUCUCGCUGUUGUCGCGUACUACAUCACCUGGUCCGUCCCGAUUGUAUGCAGGUUCGCUUUCAAGAACGAUUUCCAACCCGGCCCGUUCACGCUUGGCCGGUUUGGACUACCGGUAGCGGUAGUUGCUGUGGCUUAUAUGACGUUUAUGGAAAUAAUAUUCUUAUUCCCCGGGGGGUCUGGGCCAGACCCUACUGAUAUGAACUACUGCGUCGUCGUUCUUGGCGGCAUCCUGUUCCUGUCGUUGGCAUACUACUACUUUCCUAAGUACGGCGGGUAUAGCUGGUUCAAAGGCCCAGUGCCGAACGUCGACCCUGAGCCUGCUAGGGACCAAGAGCGAAGUGAGACUCUUUCGACGUCUUCUGAGGGGAAGAAGGACGCUGGAGGGGAAGUUGCAGUUCAGGCUGUUGGUGGAGUUGAAUAG
Messenger RNA from Dacryopinax primogenitus, 1641 nucleotides. Its product is annotated as APC amino acid permease. The coding region runs from base 1 to 1641 and encodes 546 amino acids. The record is from RefSeq and is a predicted model, not a curated record. Gene Ontology annotation, molecular function: transmembrane transporter activity. Gene Ontology annotation, biological process: amino acid transport; transmembrane transport. The transcript is spliced from 13 exons. NCBI's taxonomy places the organism in Eukaryota, Fungi, Basidiomycota, Dacrymycetes, Dacrymycetales, Dacrymycetaceae. Gene Ontology annotation, cellular component: membrane.